AAUAGCGGCAAAAUUGAAAAAUGGCGGAGAUUGAGCGGACUGUGGAAGUCGCUACUGCGCUUCCAAUUACCCUGGUUUCCGAAGACUGGGUGAAGAGUGUGUGGGACAAUGACUUCACCGAGAUCGACGCCCUAUCAGAGGACAUCAGGGAAGAAUUCCAGUCCAGUAGUUAUUUCACAACACAGCUGGAGGAGUUUAAGUCACUUCUAUCUGACUGGCUGGUGCAGAAAGAAGUCAACACAGGAGAGGGUUUCUGGACUGUGCUGGUGGAGAAUGAUGUUUCCGUGAAGGCCAUCAUAGCUGUGUUGGGAUAUCUCAUAGAUAGUGGUUGUAAGUUAACAUCCAACUCUGAACAGAGAGCAGCAGCUAUCUUGUCUGCUGCCACCUAUUUCAAGCUUGUCAGUGUGCCAGGCAGCGGCGCCUUCAAGGUGUACAGUCCAGAGCUGUUCAUCAAGGCUGUGGAUGUCUUCAAGCUCUGGAAUAAACUCGGAACAUGCAAAAGGAAACGAGCUUCGCCAUCAGCAUCAAGGAGCCAGAGCAGCCAAAGCAGCCAGAGGAGCAGGAAGGGGCGUGGCGCCAAGAGAGGCAGGAAGACUUCGGCAGAGAACACGCACUUCAACAUCUCUGAGUUCCCUGAUGACGAUGAGGAGGAGGGGGUGGAAGAGGAGGAGUUGACACCGAGGGAGGUGGCUCGCUUCCACGCCAUGAUGAAGAACCUGCUUCAGGACCUUGUUGCUCUACUGGAGACAUUCUCUCUCAAGUCCUCGGAGUCGACAGCCCAUCACACCAUAAUGGUUCUGGCAGAGAUAUCUCGGAUGGAAGGGGAUCUCAUCACCACACAGUUUGGCAGCUGGCCCAGACCAAAUCAUAUGUCUCCUGCUUGCUUGGCGUACAAGGGGAUGACUGCCAUAUGCUCUCCUCUCCACGGUCAUGUUGUUUCCAUGACAACAGCAACGUUCAAGUACCUGCUGCAGAAUGUUCUGAUGUUGAUCGGCAACAACAAGUCUGUCAUAGCUCAGAACAUCCCUCGGCCUGUUGUCAACACCAGGGACAAUGCUGUCAAGUUCAUACGGUUCUUGAUCAAAGAAGGAGAUGAGAGAGUUAUCUCCCCUACAACACAUCUCUUACAGCAUCUAUGUACAAAGGUUCCUGAUAAGACAGAAUACAGGACCAAAGUUGCACAGACAGUAGUGUCUCUGUUCGAGGAUCUGCCUGACGAGGCGUAUGUCAAAAUGAUGGAGUGGAUGAAGAGACUCAGCAAACAUCAAAAAAUAAACAACCGAGUGAUGUCCCUGGACGUCGUUGCCCUCUUGUUGGCGGCUCCCCAGAGACAGCUGAAGGAUGAGGUUCCGGCUGAGCAGUCACUGUACACAACACAUCGCUUCCUGGUUAUCCUGCUCAUAUCCCGGUGUUCCGACAUCGCUCCCACGGUUCGGACGCGGGCAAUCUCCGCAUUUGCCCAUCUGCUGUCGUCCGGUGAUGGAAGUCUCCUCAGCACCCUCAGAGAGAUGGUGACCCCCAAAGUUGGCCCCCGUCUGGGUGGUCCUGUCAGGCUGAUCCCAACCCCGGGGGUCGACACAAGGACAGUUGCUCACACAGAAGGCACCGCCAUGGAUCAGAACGACCAGACAGUGGAGGCGGAGGGUUCCACUGCAGAGAAGACUGCUGAUGGGGUCACUGUGGACAGUCAGGCCAAAACGCCAUUCAACCAGAUUGAACUGACCCCUGGCUUCAAUGCAAACCUGAUAGACGACGAUGGCGUCAUCUCCAUGUUGCGUCGUCGCAGCCAGGACCAGAAGGUAAACGUGAGGAAGGCAGCUCUACAGGCCUUAGAGUGUAUGAUCCGCUUCGAGGCCCCAGACUACCGGAAAGAGGAUCUGGCUAUACUGGAGGAGCGCUGUGCCGACCCGUCGCUGUCGGUGAGGAAGCAGGCCAUGAUGUCGCUGACGGAGCUUCUGCUGCAGCACACCACAGACACGAAGAUGCAGCGGGCCUGGUUGGAUGGAGUUCUCCCCCUUGUAAUGGACAGGGAGACAACUCUUCAGGACAAGUGCAUCGAGACACUGGAGGAUAUCGUCCUGGAUAAUGUGGUGCCACACAACAGAUCCAAGGACGAAGGACACCAACUGGUGUGGAGUCUCCUGAGCAUCAUGACCCAGUAUGAGAGUCUAGACUUGAAACGCUACCUGCAGAGGGCGUGUCAGCACUGGUCGCGGCAGGGGAAGCUGAAGGGGGCGAUCGUCAACCACCUGCAGACACACCUGGACACACAGAAUGAUAAGGGGGCGUGGCUGCUUCUGGCUGAGAUCGCUACAUCCUUCCCCAAGAUGAACAAUGACUUCCUGCUGAAGUACUGGGACAAGCACUCUGCAGAGAUGAGCAAUGAAAACAGUACCUGGCCACAAGUCAUCUCUGUCAUCGGAUGUGUAGCCAAACAUCUCCCUGCAGACAGACGCACUGAUAUUGCUGAUGAAUUGAAGGACAGACUGAAGAAGUUUGAUUCCUCCCCCCAGCUGACCGCUGUCAUCAUCAACACCCUCUCCAAGCUGUGUGAGGCGGGGUCGGAUGAGAGCACGAGUCGUCGAGUGAGGGAGAGCUGGUGCAGCUGCCUGCUGAACGCCUGUGAUGAGUACCUCUCUCACAUCAUCCUUAAUGAAGAGGCUUCAUCUAUUGGCAGUGAAGAAGAGGAUCAGAUAGUUCGCUACCUGUUCACGCUGGGAGAGAUUGCACAGCUGUGCCCGGCCAAGACACCCAAGCGUGUGUUUAUGCUGGUGCAGUCUCUCAUAGCUGCCCCUUGUAUUGAUGACGAGUCAGGCUCCCAGGAGAUCCCCUGCUCACAGACUUUCCCCUCCUCGGGCGAGGUGACCAGUAGUCAGGGCACCGUGCUCUCACAGCCUCUCUCUCAGUUCCGCGACUCCAAGAUGUCUGGCAAGAUCCGAGCCCACGCCUUCAUCACACUUGGUAAACUCUGUCUCCAGAACGAGAAUCUUGCUAAGAAAUGUAUCGCAGCUCUGGCCCGCGAGUUAGAGACAUCACAUGACCCCAACAUCAGGAACAACGUCAUCAUCAUCAUGUGUGACUUGUGUGUCAGGUACACAACCCUGGUAGACAGGUAUGUGGCCAACAUUGCCUCCUGUCUGAAGGACCCGUCACCUCUCGUCCGCAAGCAGACCCUCACACUCAUGACCAGGCUCCUCCAGGAGGACUUCCUCAAGUGGAAGGGUGUGUUGUUCUAUCGGUUCAUCACCACUCUCCUGGACACCAACACACACAUCAGGGACUUUGCGGAGUUCUGCCUGAUCCAUCUCCUCCUGCAGAGACAGCCGACCAUGUUCUUCCAUCACUUCGUCGAGUGCAUCUUCCACUUCAAUGCCUAUCAGGCCCACUCAGUGUACAACAAGUUCACCCAGUCGGACCGGGAGAAGCAGAUGUUUUCUCUCAGUGGCAAACAGAAUGCCGACAAGCGCCUAAAGCUGUAUCUGUUCAUGCUUGAACAUAUGACGGAUGAACAUCGCUUCCAGCUGUCCGCGAAAAUCUGUCAAGACAUCCUUGGCAGCGCGGUGGACGGUGUGCUGCCGCUGGAGGGGGAGAGUACCGCCAUCCUGCAGGACGCCCUCGCAAUCCUCGGCAGUAAGGAGAUCAAGCUGUCCUCCCUGAAGGUCCGGCCUCACGAUGAUGUUGCAGAGGAGCAGGACAUGGCUGCUGUUGUCAUGGCAACUGCAAAGAAGACAUUGAUCACCCAGGUGUUGAAGAAGAAUGUCAUUGAGAACAUCGUUCCUAUCGUGACAUCACUCAAGAAAAUGCUGGAGAAACAGAAAAGCCCUGUGCUGCGAUACCUCAUGUUGUAUCUGCGUGAACUCAUGAAGGACUACAAGAAUGAGGUCAAAGACAUUCUGUCAGCUGACAAGCAGCUGGCCACGGAAAUUGAGUACGACCUCCGUAUGUUUGAGGAGCAGCAAGCUGCAGCAGAGAAACGCCGACACGAGAAUACGCCAGUACAGAGGGCCCCUAUUCAGGGCCGACUGUCGAUGUCCCCAGCAUCGGGCUCCCCCAGACCGGACGGCUCCCCCAAGCCAGGUUCACCAGCCAGAUCUCCCAGCACCCCUAAACAGGGGAAGUCCCCUGCCCCUGGGUCUGCCAAGCCACCCACACCCGUCGGGACUCCUGGGGCUAAGCCACAGAGUCCGCUGGCUACCAACAAACCUUCCACCCCUCUCAGUGCCAGCAGAACACCAGAGAGACAGGGCACGCCCAGCAGAUGCACACCCCUGGCCACGCUUGCCAUCCUCAACUCUGCCAGGAAGGCCCUGACUCGCAACACGGUGCUACGGGAAGUCCGCAACUCUCCCAAACCCAAGGAGAAGGCCAAGGCGACCGAGAGGGAGAAGGAACGACGACGGUCUGCGGUCAAGUGGGCAGACAAGGACGGUGGGGCACUACAAGAAGUGUCGCCCAGUCAGGCUGAGAACAAUACCGAGAAUGUGCGAACACCACCACGGCGAACGAGGAAGUCAAGCCGUGCCAUCAGCACUCCAAGUGCACACCUUGCCCAAACAGAUGUUCUCGGCAACAUCACCUUUGCUGGGGAGCAGAACAUCACGCUGAUACCGCCAUCCCCGAUCCCAACCUCUGUUCCUGUGCGUGUGUAUCCUGAUGUCUCGGAAGAUGCAACCUCAGCAUCACCAGUGCGGCAAGGUCGCAACAAGCCUCGUGAUGACCUCGUCUACAUGUUCUCCCCCGAUAAACCAGCGCCAAGAGUGAAACCCUGGAACAUUAAACCAUCAUCCACGGCCGCGGUAGUGGAGUCUGGCGAUGCUGAACCAGCAGUGGAUGGUGAGGAGGACGAGGCAGCCGAGGUUUCUGUUAGUACCCGAUCUCGCCGCCAGAAGGCUGUUUCAACAGCAACACGCAGAAGUUCUCGAAGCAAGAGAUAAUACAAAUUAAUUGGAGAUUUGGUUUAUGAAGGUCCUGUGCCUUGUAUUGUCUCUGCUCCAAUGCACGAAAUAUGCAAUAUGGCUUAAAGAUGGAAUUUGUACCAUAAUCUGAUGAUCAUCUGUUUGAAACCAUUACUUGCCUUGAUUGUCAACCCCAUACCAUUUCCCCUAAAGAGGUGCAUCACAUUGUACCUUCUUCUCACCUCACGCAUGCAUAAACCCUCACUCACUCACUCACGAAGGAGACUAAUACAUUAUUCACUAUGCAACACGUCAUACAUGACUUGUCACCAGAUGCCACCACAUAGAAAUCAAACAUGGAACGGGUAGAAACUAAAUUUUUUAGUCCACUCGUCCUUAUAAUGACAACAUAAGGCAAAAAAAUUAAAAAUGGCAAAUUUCUACUAGUCGUCUUGAUACCUUAACUACUGGGCAGUUUGACAAGGACUACAGGACUAGUGACAAUUUCUAACGCUGUGAAUAAUUAAAGAUAUGUAUAUUCAAUGUCUGUUGAUUAAUCCGUUCAUGAAGCUUAACAGACAAGUGAGUGAGUGAGUAUGAUUUUACGCCACUUUCUGCAAUAUUCCAGCAAUAUCACGGCGGGGGACACCAGAAAUGGGCUUCACACAUUGUACCCAUGUCGGGAAUCGAACCCUGGUCUUUGGCGUGACGAGCGAACACUUUAACCAUCAGGCUACCCGACCGCACUUAACCAGACACAAGUAGUAGUCAUCUUUAGUGUUGGCAGUAUUACAUCAUUUCUUGCCAUUAUCAUGUCAGGCCUUUUUCUUCACAAGCUGGUUUAUGGAUUUGUUUUCUCAAAAUCACUGGUCGGGGGUUGAAAUAAAAACAAAUUUAGACCCUUAAGAGUAUUUUCUUUUUCUUUUUGUACAAGAUAAGUAGGUUGAGAACAAAUUCAUUAUUCUUUCGCUAAUUUGUCAUUUUUGUAAAAUGUGACAGGAAUGUUUACAUGUAAAAAAUACAGCCACACAUUGCAUGGAGAACCGGUGAGGCUACAGAUCGAAUUUGAGUAAAAAUGUUCGGGUUAUUUGGCAUGUAUCGCCUGCAUUAGUCAGUUUGUGAAUUUCUCUUUGUCAUAAGUGUGAUUAACAGGAUCGGUUGGAAUUAUAUUUUUUCAAAAUUACUGUCUUUUUGGGUCAGACAAUCCGUUAAGUUUGAAAAACAAAUGCCUAGGUGUGAAAGUUGACCGAUUUUGCCUAUUCCACCAAGCUGUCUCUGUACUUGUGAUUUGAUCCCCACUGUGAGUGUUGAGUUAUCAUGCAGGGCUAUGUAUCAGAGAUGCUAUGUAUCAGCGAUGCUAUGUAUCAGAGAUGCUAUGCUGAUUUUGUGGAUCGGGUGACUGAACAAUGUUUGCUACCCUGUUUCACUUGAAUGUAAAAGUUUGGAAUAAACCACUGUCUAAACCAUCUGA
Molecule: messenger RNA, 6366 nt
Organism: Haliotis rufescens (red abalone)
Lineage: Eukaryota; Metazoa; Mollusca; Gastropoda; Lepetellida; Haliotidae
Product: condensin-2 complex subunit D3-like
Exons: 46
Coding region: 21-4934 (1637 amino acids)
Biological process (GO): mitotic chromosome condensation; meiotic chromosome condensation
Cellular component (GO): condensed chromosome, centromeric region
Molecular function (GO): histone binding
Source: RefSeq, a predicted model, not a curated record